AUUCAAAUUUCAAUCAAAAAUUCGACAAACCCAAUCCCAUAGAUUCAUAAAUUCUUAUUCCACCCGUAAUUCCUAAAUUUAACUAAAUAUAAGUUUUUAAAUUAAUAAAAAUUUCUUCUUUACCAAUUUCAUAAACACCUAUUCAAAAUGCCCCGUGGAAAGUACACUAACCACAAGGGCCGCAACCGCAAAUUCACGAGCCCCGAAGAGUUAGAAGAGCAACGGAAGCAGGAAGAGCUGAAAAAGAAGUGGAGAAAGGAACACGGAGAUGAAAGUUCAAGUGAGGAAGAGUCUGAUGGGAACAAGUCUGGGUCAGGAAGCAGUGAUGAAAGUGAUUCAGAUGAUGAUACACCUGCAAAAGCAAAAGGUGUUUCAGGGUUAAUAGAAGUAGAAAACCCUAACCGUGUAGUUAAAAAGAAUAAGAAACUGUCUAAUCUGGAUAACCUUGGGGAAGGAGAGAAACCUCAGCUUUCAAGGCGUGAACGCGAAGAAAUAGAAAGGCAGCGUGCGGCAGCAGCCUAUCAGAAAGCACAUGCAGAGGGCAAAACAGAGCAGGCUAGAGCUGAUCUCGCGAGGCUCGCCAUUAUUAGGCAGCAGAGAGAAGAGGCCGCCAAGAGACGCGAAGCCGAAAAAAAAGCUAAGGAUGAAACUCCAAAGAAAAGGUAAAGCAUGGCCUGGAGUUAAAACUGCACCAGUUUAUCGACGUCUCAAGAAUGACUUCCUAAAAUAUAUAUUGUAACUUGAUUUUAUAUCUCAGACAAAUUGUGUUCAUAAUUUUCAAUGCCUAAUUUUAUUUACUUAAAGCCAACUUGUCAGAAUAACAGUUUCUUUAUUUAUUAGACGAAUUAAUGCAAUUUAAAUAGCAGUAAAUCUUUUUAACAUAAUAUCUAAAGAGUAUUUUGGUGAAAUUCAAUAAACACAAGUUAACAAAGCUGAUGCCAGUGCGACACAAGCACAGUUUUCUCAGACAGAGUAAACGGAUUAACUGAUCAAAUUUUUUAAUUAAAAUGUGUAACCUGUCAAUUUUAAACCAUAGUCUGUAAAAAUACACUUUCAUUGGGUUAAUGAUUACAUUGCGUUACCUUAUAAACAAUUAAACAUAAAAAAGUAUAUUCAAUAAUUCCUGUAAUACUAAAUGGUAAUUACUUCUUGCGGUAAAUAACAAAAAACACUAUACAAUUUCUUUAUUUUCGAUGUCUCAGUCAACAGUAUUGUUGAAGCUUAUGGUGGUAAGUGUACUGUGAUUUAAAAACAUACAUCUCUCAUUCACUCUUCAGACAGUAGCUCAUGUCUGGUGAGUGGACUACCUGUUUUAACUGGUUACUGCCCAUCGCCUCUGAUGGGUGAAAGACCUCGUGAUCUUUUGGUUUCUGCGCUACCAAUCACCAUCAGUUUCUCCAACUUCUCAUGGCCUCUGCUACAAACAUACUUAGAGAAGAUUGAUGCAAUUAAUAAUGUAAUAUAUCAGCAAGAAGUUUUAUGCUAUUUGUUUAAAAUUAUUUUUAAUUGUAUAAAAACUAAAAAAAAAUGGAACACAGUGCAAGGUAGACAAUGUAAUCGCUCUAGUACACACGCCCGAGCCAAUAUUCGUACAAUUACUCCUGUAAGCGGUCCGAUGAGACUGAUCGUGUCUACGCCAGCUCUACAUGACAAGUCGAUCAUUGACGUAAGAACAGCUUUUACACGGCACAACCAUGUCUAAUGAAAAGGUCCCGUUUUCUUGAGAUUUGCAAAGGAAGUGACUAGACGUAUUCUCUAUUAAUUAUGCCAUACAAACAUUAAUUAAUGAAUAUAAUAAUUGUUUAUAAUUUUAUCAACCAGCGUACAGGUAUUAAUUUUGGGAAUAUAAAUUUGUUCUAUCUGUAUGCUAAUGUAUUUUAUUUAUUCUCACAGAUUGUGUCAACUUUCUAGCUCUAAUUACUAUUAGAUAGUCUCACUAGACAAUUUUUAUAUGGAAAUGUAUCUAUUUAAUAAAGUUUCAAAAAUGA
This is a messenger RNA of Pieris brassicae (large cabbage white), 1988 nucleotides long. Its product is annotated as 28 kDa heat- and acid-stable phosphoprotein-like. Gene Ontology annotation, molecular function: RNA binding. Gene Ontology annotation, cellular component: cytosol. The transcript has 6 exons. The record is from RefSeq and is a predicted model, not a curated record. Bases 148 to 666 code for a protein of 172 amino acids. Lineage: Eukaryota; Metazoa; Arthropoda; Insecta; Lepidoptera; Pieridae.